UGGUGAUAUUAUCUGGUAGUGAUUCGUCUGUACUGUAUCUGUGGGAAAUCGAGUAAACAGAAUAUAUACGAUUGGAGAACGACUCGAACGUGUUUGUUAAUUCACAAUCUGAAAUACCACAAAUUGGCAACGAGAGUGGGAUAUUUUUGCCUGGAACCGAUUGGUUACGACGUGUGACUUGGCAGCUUGUCGCAGGUAAGUUGAUUUUUCUGAAAAAGAGGCGGUUUGUUGUAAUGAAUGAGUGUUUCAUUUUGACUAUAGCAUUGAGUCGGGGACGACAUUUUCUGCUGUCGUCGAGUAUUGAGGUAGUGUGAGAGAGAAGAGAAGAGCUGCCACGCAGGAUAGUGGUGAUCGAUUGCUUCCGCGACGAGAAAGCAGGCUUUGGCUACCACGUCUAGACAGUGGUGUGAUUGCUACCGCGAUUUGACAGCGGCAUUGGCUACCACGGCGGGGAAGUGGUGAAUGAUUGCUACCGCGGCGGGACAGCGCGGCUGCUACCGCGACUUGACAGCGACGUUGGCUACCACGACGUGAAAGUGGUGAUUGAUACUUGCUAUCGUGUUUUGUUUUGAUACUGAGAUUGGGGCGAAGAUUGUUUUCUCGACACCAGGCUCUGCGAAGUUAAUUGUUUUUUCGAUAUUAGUUGGACGUUCGAAACAUCAGGGAUGGACAAAUCUCGAAUGUUCGCAAGUUUGCCGCCUUUUUCCUGCGCAGAUGUGCCGCUUACGGAUCGCAGGCAAAAGUGGAUGACCUGGAAACGCGGUUUUGAAAUUUUUCUCCGGGCUGCAAAGGUCGAAGAUGCUGCUGAAAAGAAGGAUUCGCUUUUGGCUCACGGUGGUUUUGAACUGCAGGAUAUUUUCUUCAAUAUUCCGGGAGCAGAUGUUGAAGCGAAGGAAGAUAACGAUUGUUAUGCCAUUGCCAUAGAGAAACUGGACAGCUAUUUUGCUCCACAGCGACACGAAGCUCAUGAACGUUACGUUUUCUGGGCUAUGAAGCCGGAACCCGGUGAGAGCUUGACAAAGUUUUUGAUGAGGACGCAAACACACGCCUCGAAGUGCAAUUUUGGGAAAACUUCCACUGACAGCUCUUCCAUAGCUGUGAUUGACAAAAUGCUCCAGUUUGUCCCAGCUUCUCUCCGUGAAAAACUACUACAGGCGACGGAUUUGACAAUAGACGAAGUUGUUAAACAGGUGAACGCUUUCGAGACAUCCCGUUCUGCUAGCGAACAGAUCAGCGGUCAAGCGAUAUUGCCAGCGGUGAGUAAAAAUACGGAGUCGGUGCAACGAGUGAAAGCAUAUUGCAAAUUCUGUGGGAAAAAUCACGGACCAGGACAAAACUGCGCUGCUUGGAAUAAAACGUGUGGCAACUGUGGAAAGGUGGGACAUUUCCGGGCAGUUUGUUUCAGCCGUAUGGGUCAACCUGGAAGCUCAACAGGUUCUAGUAAUCAGCCACCGACGAAGUCUGCUAUCAAAAGGAAUUACAGUCAAACAUUUCAGCCUAGUGCAACAGCAUUCGGGAAACAACGGCGAACAGGUACUUCCUUUCCCCCUCGGCGGUUGCACGCGAUAGCUGAUGAGGAAGAAGAAGUAAAUAUCGAACUUGUCGAAAUGGUAUCUUCGGCGAUUGAUUCAGAAGAGCUGGUAUGGGUUAAAGUGGGAGGCGUUAUCAUCGAAAUGCAGAUAGAUUCCGGUGUUCAUUCGAACAUUGUUGAUGACAGAACUUGGGAAAUGAUGCUGAAUAACGGGGUGGAGACAUUGGCAAGGGGAAACCAGUCGGACAAGAAGUUCAAAGCGUACGCACAGAGAGAUUGCCUGGAGGUGUUAGAAAUGUUCGACGCAGAGGUCAUCAUUAACGAUGGAAAUAAGGAACUAAAAACAAACGCACGUUUCUAUGUAGUGAGAGAUGGGCCUCAGCCUUUGCUCGGCAAACACACGGCGCAGCAGUUGGGAGUUUUGGUUGUCGGUCUUCCUAGUCAACAAUCUCUACAGAACGUUGGCAGCAUUCGACCGUUUCCUAGUGUUCGUGGUGUGAAAAUACAUAUCCCGGUUGACAAAUCCGUCCAGCCAGUUGUUCAACGAUUUCGGAGAUUUCCCUUUGCUACGUUGGAGCGUGUGGACGACAAGCUUAAGGAGUUACUGGCUAAAGACAUCAUUGAGAAGGUCUCUGAGCCUAGUCGAUGGGUGUCACCGAUGGUCGUGGUUAUCAAGGACAGCGGUGAUAUACGUCUGUGCAUCGAUAUGAGGCAAGUCAAUAAAGCAGUUCUUCGCGAGACGCAUCCACUUCCGACAAUCGAAGAUGUUCGAUGGAAGCUCAAUGGGGCGGUUUACUUCUCCAGGCUUGACAUCAAGGAUGCCUUCCACCAAUUGGAGUUAGAUGACGAGAGCAAACCUCUGACAACCUUCAUCACUCACAAAGGUAAGUUUAACUAACAAAUGAAUGACUUUUGCUUCGAAUAUACAAUGUUUUAAUUGGGUGUUUUGUUUCAUUACUCAAGGUCUCUUCCGUUACAAGAGACUCGUUUUUGGAAUAUCUUGUGCACCCGAGGUAUUUCAAAAGACCAUUGAACAAAUUCUGUCGGAUUGUGACCAUACCAUCAAUUUCAUUGAUGACAUAAUCGUAGUAGGCAGAACUGAGCGGGAGCAUGAUGAGGAACUCCGCAAGGUUUUGGGUAGGCUGCGAGAUUAUGGAAUUUUGUUGAAUCAAGACAAAUGUGCAUUCAAACUAACUGCAAUCGACUUCCUGGGACACAAAUUUGAUAAAGACGGUAUGACUCCUUCUACAAGUAAAAUAGAGGCUCUUCAAAGUUUCCGUGCACCAGCUACCUGUGAGGAGGUCAGAAGUUUCUUGGGUCUCGUCAACUACGUUGGUGCAUUUAUCCCAGACCUUGCUACAAUAUCAUUCCCUCUUAGAGAACUUACGAAGAACAAAGCUGUUUUUAAAUGGAAUCUGGAAGAACAAAAAGCUUUCGAUAAACUACUAAAAGCAAUAAGUCAUAUCGAUCGACUUUCGCACUUUGAUCCUGGACUCAAAACUAGAGUUGUCGCAGAUGCUUCCCCAGUUGGACUGGGAGCAGUGUUUCUGCAAUUUUUCGAAGGAAUGCCAAGGGUCAUAUCGUACGCUAGCAAAAGUUUGACCGAAACGGAGCAGCGUUAUGCCCAGACGGAGAAAGAGGCUUUAGCUUUAGUUUGGGCGGUUGAGCGGUUUCAAAUUUAUCUGGUCGGAAUUAAGUUUGAAUUGGAAACUGAUCAUAAACCUUUGGAAGCAAUCUUUUCACCGGAUUCGUCACCCUGUUUAAGGGUAGAACGGUGGGUUCUGCGUUUACAAGCGUUCAGCUACGAGGUGGUUUACCGUAAAGGGAAAGCAAACAUAGCUGAUUCUCUAUCAAGACUUGCUCAAUCACAAGUACUGGAACCGUUUGAUCCAGAUUGUGAUGUUUAUGUACGUAAUGUACUUGAGUUGGAAGCAGUGGAUAUCGGUGAGCUGGAAAAAGCUUCUAGUGAGGAUCCUGAACUUCGGGAAUUGCGAGAAUAUCUUGAUCGAGGAGUAUGGAACUAUACCUCAAGCACUGUCAAAGCUUAUCACGCGUUUCGGAACGAGCUCGGCAAAGUAGGAGAAUUGGUAGUAAGAGGUUCCAGAUUGAUUGUACCUGCAAGCAUGAGACAGAGGAUGCUACAACUGGCUCAUGAGGGACACCCAGGUCGAACCAAAAUGCAACAACGAUUGCGUCUAUCGUAUUGGUGGCCUGGAAUGGAUGAGUCUAUUGCCCGCAUAGUAGAUAGUUGUGAAGGUUGCCGUCUAGUCGGUCAACCCGAUAGACCAGAACCCAUGGAAAGGCGCAAACUGCCAGAGGCUCCGUGGAUCGACAUUGCUAUAGACUUCCUUGGUCCAUUGCCCUCUGGAGAUUAUCUUCUUGUAAUUAUUGACUAUUAUAGUCGAUAUAAAGAAGUAGAGAUACUGCAGAAAAUUACAGCCAAAGAGACAUCUGAACGGCUUGAGAAGAUUUUUGUAAGGCUAGGUUUUCCUCGAACAAUAACCCUGGAUAACGGACGACAGUUUGUAAGUGUGGAGUUUGAACGAUACUGCCGCAAUAGAGGAAUUAUUCUGAACAAAACCACGCCGUACUGGCCCCAAGAGAAUGGCCUUGUGGAACGCCAAAACCGCUCUUUGAUGAAACGACUAAAAAUUAGUCAGGUUUUGAAUCGUGAUUGGAAGCGAGAGCUUCUUACUUACUUGUCGAUGUAUUAUUCGACUCCACACAGCACAACUGGAACAACUCCAGCAGAAUUGAUGUUCGGAAGAAACAUCCGCACUAAAUUACCGACUUUGAGAGAUUUGAGUACUGAAGCGCCGCCAACAGAGUAUAGAGACCGUGAUUUACAGCAGAAGGAAAGGGGUAAAGUUACCGAAGAUCUACGACGCAGAGCUAAACCAUCUGAGCUGAAUGUUGGGGAUGAAGUGUACAUGAAGAACGUCCUUCCAGGGAACAAGUUAACACCUACGUUCAACCCAAAGGUGAUGACAGUGGCCGCAAAGCAGGGUUCUCGUGUUACAGUGCAGAAUAACGAAACUGGAAAGUCUUACGACAGGAACUCCAGUCAUCUAAAAAAAGUAGUGUUUGGGAACAGUGGUCAAAACGACGAUGAAGAAACAAAUGCAGAAUCGCUUAAUGAGGCAAAUCCAACGAGUUCUGGGAAUAUGCAUGUGACGAUUCCAGAAGUUGAGGAUCCACCAUCCGAAGAGGUCCCCAUAGAUCAGGAGAAGCCCGAUCAUCGGAAUAGGUCACAGCGUGAAAUCAGGAAACCCAAACGUUUUGAUGAUUGCAUUUUAGAUUACUAAUUACGUGGAAUAUCUCUGUUUAAAGAAGGGGAAAUGUGGUGAUAUUAUCUGGUAGUGAUUCGUCUGUACUGUAUCUGUGGGAAAUCGAGUAAACAGAAUAUAUACGAUUGGAGAACGACUCGAACGUGUUUGUUAAUUCACAAUCUGAAAUACCACAAAAUUCAAUCCAAAUCCUAUCCAAAUCCUAUCCAAAUCCUAUCCAAAUCCAAUCCAAAUCCAAUCCAAAUCCAAUCCAAAUCCAAUCCAAAUCCAAUCCAAAUCCAAUCCAAAUCCAAUCAAAAUCCAAUCAAAAUCCAAUCCAAAUCAAAUCCAAAUCCAAUCCAAAUCCAAUCCAAAUUCAAUCCAAAUCCAAUCCAAAUCCAAUCCAAAUCUAAUCCAAAUCCAAUCCAAAUCCAAUCCAAAUCCAAUCCAAAUCCUAUCCAAAUCCUAUCCAAAUCCUAUCCAAAUCCAAUCCAAAUCUAAUCCAAAUCCAAUCCAAAUCCAAUCCAAAUCCAAUCUAAAUCCAAUCCAAAUAUAAUCCAUAUGAAAUUCAAAUGCAAUCCAAAUCCAAUCCAAAUCUUAUCCAAAUCCAAUCUCC
Aedes albopictus (Asian tiger mosquito) is the source of this 5413-nucleotide messenger RNA. RefSeq lists its product as uncharacterized. Bases 2437 to 4836 code for a protein of 799 amino acids. Gene Ontology annotation, molecular function: nucleic acid binding. The transcript has 3 exons. The record is from RefSeq and is a predicted model, not a curated record. Gene Ontology annotation, biological process: DNA integration. NCBI's taxonomy places the organism in Eukaryota, Metazoa, Arthropoda, Insecta, Diptera, Culicidae.